AUGUCCAGCAGUCGUCAGUUUGGGCGAGCCAUACGAAAAGCAGUUGCUUGCUCUCCGCGCUGCUUUGGCCCGUUCCAAACUAGAUUGGGCCGAAUCCAAGCGUUCAGUUCCUCUGGCCGCGUUCAGCAACAACCAAAGGUCGCCGUGCUAUACCAAGAGAUUGAUCCUCCGGUAAUUUCUGGAAACCGAAAACCGAAGAAGCCUGGUGGUUACAAGGAUUCAGGCGCUGAUAUCGCAUACAACUUGAGUCUCUCGAACGAAGUCGAAGUUUUAAGUCCAGCUCUCCGACCAGACCCGCGCAAGGAUGUCGACUGGUGCUUUCCAGAUAAUGAGGAUGGUAUUCUAACCGCCAUUGACAAAGGUGCUACACAUCUUUGGGCAAAUACUAUUCUUUUCGCAAGCCAUCCGCUGCAGACCUCCACGCUUAUCGGAAAGUAUGAGAAAAAAGUAAAGAUCAUCGGCCAAGGGCCUCUCAUCGUUGAAAAGUACGACGACAAGGAUUUCGUGAAUACGCUGUUGCGUGAAGUGGGUUCGUUUACUAUGCCACAGGCAUGGACCAUUCACGGAGACAAAGACAAACCUGCAUACAAGGCAUACCCCUAUCCAGUAGUCGCAAAGCCUGCAAGGGGCCGUGGAAGCCAUGGGGUCAAGGUCUGUCACGAUGAGGCAGAGCUAAACUCCCAUAUUAAGCUCUUAGUAUCAGAAGGGACUAAUGUCAUCAUUGUCGAGGAGUUUCUCUCAGGAGAGGAGGCGACCGUAACAGUGAUGCCGCCUACAGCUGGUACUGAUUAUUGGUCACUGCCAGUAGUCUCUCGCUUCAAUCAUCAGGAGGGCAUAGCUCCGUACAACGGAGCGGUCGCUGUUACGAAAAAUUCUAGGGCGGUGGUUGAUUCAGAUGACCCAGCCUACGGGGCAGUGGCUAGGGAAUGUGAACGCGUUGGAAAGCUCCUUGGUACCACGGCACCCAUCCGGAUUGAUGUACGCCGCUUUAAACCGGGGUCAAAUUUCGCCCUAUUCGACGUCAACAUGAAGCCGAACAUGACAGGACCUGGUAGACCAGGACGUGAUGAGCAGGCUAGUUUGACACUUAUAGCGGCUGCUGCUCUUGGAUGGGACUACAAAGAACUGCUGCGACAGAUACUUGGCACAUCUUCCACACUUGAGAGUUUGAGAAAGCUUAAACCUCGGAUUUAA
Molecule: messenger RNA, 1194 nt
Organism: Colletotrichum truncatum
Lineage: Eukaryota; Fungi; Ascomycota; Sordariomycetes; Glomerellales; Glomerellaceae
Product: phosphoribosylglycinamide synthetase
Biological process (GO): peptidoglycan biosynthetic process
Molecular function (GO): ATP binding; metal ion binding; D-alanine-D-alanine ligase activity
Source: RefSeq, a predicted model, not a curated record